AUGGCCGAGUAUCUUCAGCCGCAACAACUGGGGUUCGGCACACAGAGGGGAUGUGAGGCUGCGAUCCAUGCCACGCGGACAUUUGCAGCGGAGCCGGGGAACGCGGACUGUAUUAUCAUCAAAUUGGAUGUGAAAAAUGCGUUUAAUACAGUGGAGAGGGAUGUUUUGCUGGCCGAGGUGGAGGAGAAAAUCCCUUCUUUAUAUCCUUUUCUGUACCAGGUGUAUCAUCUUCCUUCAAAUCUUUUCUUCGAUAAGUCCUUGAUCCUUUCUCAGGUGGGUGCGCAGCAGGGAGAUCCACUUGGGCCGCUUACCUUCAGCCUCGUGAUCCAGAAGGUAGUAACGUCCAUGAUGUCACCUCUUAAUGUGUGGUACUUGGAUGAUGGAACAUUGGGGGGUAAGCCUGAGGUCGUAAAGCAAGACCUGGAUAUUCUACUGCCCCGUUUUAGGGAGUUGGGGCUGGAGGUGAAUACGUCUAAGUGUGAGUUUUUCGGUUGCGGGCCCGCCUCCUUUUCUUCGUUGCCUUCUUUCCGUGACUUGCUUCCUGGUCUCAAACAAGUUUCGCGUAGCACUUUUUCCUUACUGGGGUCACCAAUCUUUCCUGAGGCCAUACCGGAGGCAAUUGAGAUCAGGAGGCGGCUUCUUCUCCUCGCCCAGGAACGUCUUAGGGGCAUCUCUGCUCAUGUCGCUUUGCUUCUGUUGAGAGUGUGUUUUGCGGUACCAAAAAUAACGUACCUUUUAAGAACCACCCCGACGUGGCUGUGCCCCGAUGAAGUUGGUUUGUUUGACGGCACGUUAAGGGACACAUUGGAAAUUAUAUUGAAUGUGUCCCUUUCUGAUGACCAGUGGUGCCAGGCAUCGUUACCCAUACGGUAUGGGGGCCUUGGUGUGAGGCGUGCGGGGGACGUGGGCUUGCCAGCCUUUCUCGCGUCGGCGCAUGGGGUUGACAACCUUGUUUCUGAAAUUUUAAAUUCCCAUGGAGACAAGGUUACGAUACCUUUUGUUAGCGAUGCUUUCGCGACGUGGACGGCUCGCGUUCAGACUGCGUCCAUGCCGGAUUCUCCGCGGGUGCAGCGCGCGUGGGAUGAUGUGGGGGCUAAGGCCGCACUUGCACGACUCGAGAAUGCGGCUGUAGGUGCAGAGCUGGCUAGGCUCAAGGCGGUAUCGAGGGCUGAAUCGGGAGCGUGGCUGCAGGCGUUACCUUCUCCUCACGUGGGAACACUGCUUGACGAUGACUCUAUGCGUGUGGCGGUAGCUCUCCGCCUGGGCUGCGAUGUUUGCGAACCUCAUAAAUGCAUCUGCGGCUCCAUGGUGGAGGCGAGUGGUCGCCACGCGUUAAGUUGCUGUCGGUGUUCAGGUAGAUUCCCGCGCCACCACGCUCUCAAUGACAUCGUCCGGAGGGCCUUAAUAUCCGCCAACAUCCCAUGUGUGUUGGAGCCGCCGGGGCUCAGUCGGUCUGAUGGAAAGAGGCCAGACGGCCUGACUAUGGUGCCUUGGCAGAGAGGGAAAUGCCUACUUUGGGAUGCCACGUGCGUCAGCACUUUUGCCGCCUCGCACCUCAGCCGAACGGCACAGACAGCCGGCGCCGCGGCGGAAUUUGCCGCGAGUAGAAAGCGGGAGAAAUAUUCGGCCCUGGAGGGCAACUACCUCUUUGUGCCACUUGCGUUCGAGACGACAGGUUGUUGGGGGUCGCAGGCUAUAGCCUUCGUUAGGGAGGUGGGGCGAAGGAUAAGUGACAGGGGGUCGGAUGCUCGACAUGCCCUGAAGACUCUUAAGCCGGAUACAGAUAUUGCGAAGCUGUACGCCGCACGCUUUGCUGUAGUACUAAGUAUACCUACAUGUCGCCGCGAGUAUGAAGAAAGAGUUCGCGCCAUGAGUCCUGCGAAUUUUAAUCGAACUAAUUAA
Pectinophora gossypiella (pink bollworm) is the source of this 1902-nucleotide messenger RNA. RefSeq lists its product as uncharacterized. Lineage: Eukaryota; Metazoa; Arthropoda; Insecta; Lepidoptera; Gelechiidae. The record is from RefSeq and is a predicted model, not a curated record. The coding region runs from base 1 to 1902 and encodes 633 amino acids. The transcript has 2 exons.